CCGAGUCACUUGCCGGCCAUCUACCACCAGUCAGUUCUCGAAGUAACGUGGGUCUGAUUGGAUCCACGCUCGCCCGUUUCUUCGAGCUUAUAUUAUAUAUUCAUAUACAUAUAUAUGUUCUCACACAUACGCGUCGUUAUAAUCUCCGUUUAAUUUGAUACUGAGCCGACAAUCUAGUUACGCGGAUAAAGGAACUUGGGAUUAAGGAAUAAAUGGAUUAACGAAUUAAUAAUCACGGAUUUACGGAUUUAUAAUCAACUAACUGGGAUCUAUGAAUCCGUUUGAUGUUAAAUUUAUAUAGGAUAAUCGUUGGAUACAGUGUCAUGUGUAAUGUGAUAGCUAAGUUUACGAUAACAGUUAAAGAAUGGUGUGUUAAUUGUGAAUAGUGAAUUAGUAAUGAUAAUGUAUUGUAUAAUGAAUAACAAAUGUUGAUGAUUAUUGCAACAUAGAUGGGUCUAUCGGUCCCAUCUUCGAUAGUGAACAGUGGUUUUCUUUAUAGGAUAACGUAAACAAAUAGGUGCCUGUUGGUAAUAAUUAACAGCCGCAGGUUACCGACCAAACAUGCAGGGGAACCCUGCCUUUCUUGCAAUACUCCUCGGCACGAUAUUUGGAUCUCUUGGGGCAUCACUGAGCAAAGCACUACGAUAUAAAGCCCCGGAUGAGUGUAAAUGGGUAGCAGUUGGAGAUGGUGAGGAUGACGUAUCACUUGUCUGCAGGUUGAGAACAAUAAAUAGCGAAUUGGAGAAUACUAAUUUCAGUGUGAUACAGCCCCAGCACACGGUCAGACUGAGACUUGAGUGCAGCGAUGCACUUUUCUACCAGAGCUCGCUCAGUGCUGGUAGUUUUCGGCCACUGGUUGAGCUCAGGGAGCUCGUUAUUGAGUAUUGUAAAAUAGGUAAUUUGUCGGAUGAUGCAUUUAGAGGACUCAAAGAGCUGCGUAAUCUUACAGUACGUACUCACAACACCGACUGGUCAGCGAUGGCACUGGAUAUUUCGCAACGGGCGUUUACUGAAGAGCUGUCGAAGCUCGAGAGACUGGACCUCGGGGAAAAUAACAUGUGGAGUCUGCCCGAGGGUAGUCUGUGUUCGCUAAGCAGUCUCGAAGUACUCAAUUUGACGAGAAAUCGACUGAGAGAAGUCUCUAGUUUCCAUUUCAACAACGUCGCUGGAAGAUGCGUUGGGAAUCUACGUGAACUGGAUUUAAGUAAUAAUAGCAUUGAAAAUUUACCCACGGCAGCAUUCUCGGGGUUAACGAGGCUGCAUACUCUCAAUCUACGCAGCAACGCGAUUGGUUUUAUGGCCGAUCGUGCUUUCGAAGGCUUAACGAGUUUAACGGUAUUGAGAUUGUCCAACAAUCGCUUAACAAGUUUGCCUCCCGAAUUGUUCACCGAAGCACGCAAUCUCAAAGAAGUCUAUCUACGCAAUAAUUCGCUUAAUGUCCUGCCACCUGGUUUAUUCAAUGAUUUGACCCAGCUGCUGGUCUUGGAUCUUUCAAAAAACGAACUGACAACCGAAUGGGUAAAUGCCGCAACCUUCAGCGGUCUCGUUCGUCUUGUCGUUCUAGACUUGUCAUCAAACCGUAUUUCAAGAUUAGAAUCAACCGUGUUUCGUGAUUUGUACUCUCUACAAAUUCUGAGACUCCAAGAAAAUCUUAUCGAAACUUUGCCAGAAAAUACAUUCUCAGCGUUGUACAAUUUGCACACAUUGGUGCUCAGUGACAACCAAUUGACCGUUAUCGAUGCAACAACUUUGAGUGGCUUAUACGUAUUAAGUUUACUGUCAUUAGAUAAUAACCGUUUGACGAUAUUACAUCCAAGUUCGUUAAGAAACGCCUCAUCACUCCAGGAUUUACAUCUUAACGGUAAUCGACUCACCGCAGUACCGGAUGCACUAAAAGCCACGCCUCUAUUACGUACACUUGAUCUUGGGGAAAAUCUUAUCUCGGAGAUACCAAUCGGUACAUUUGAUCACGUAUCGCAAUUAUAUGGAUUACGUCUUACGGAAAACCAUAUUGGGAAUUUGACAAAGGGUAUCUUUGAAAAAAUAAAAGAGCUAAAGAUACUAAAUCUGUCUCGCAAUAGAAUUCAGUACAUAGAACCCGGUACUUUUGAUGACAACACAAAUUUACAAGCUAUUCGUUUAGAUGGCAAUCAGUUGAUGGCAAUCAACGGUUUGUUUGCUAAUUUGCCAAAUUUAGUGUGGUUAAAUGUAAGUGACAAUAGACUUAAGUGGUUUGAUUACGCAAUGAUACCGACUGGAUUACAGUGGUUAGAUGUACAUUCAAAUGAUAUUACUGAAUUAGGUAAUUAUUUUGAAAUAGAAACUCAAUUACAACUGAGCACUUUUGAUGCCAGUCAGAAUAAGCUGACUGAAAUAACGGGUAACGCAAUACCAAUGAGUGUUAAAGUGUUGUUUUUAAAUGACAAUUUGAUAAGCAAAGUACAGAGUUAUGCAUUUUUUAAAAAACCUAAUUUGACUCAUGUCGAUUUAAAGGGCAAUCGCAUACAAAAUUUGGAGACAUAUGCAUUGCGAAUCAGUGCUGUCCCUGCGGAUAAAUCACUACCGGAAUUUUAUAUCGGUGAUAAUCAUUAUCUGUGUGAUUGUACAAUGGAAUGGCUGCAACGAGUGAACCGUCAAAAUCAGUCACGAAUAUAUCCAAAUGUUAUGGACCUUGAGAGUAUUUACUGCAAGUUACUGUAUGAUCGGGAACGUGUUUAUGUGCCACUUGUUGAAGCUUCGCACUCGCAAUUUCUCUGUAAAUAUGACUCCCACUGUUUUGCACUGUGUCAUUGCUGUGAUUUUGAUGCGUGUGACUGUGAAAUGACGUGUCCGCAGAACUGUACAUGCUAUCACGAUCAAUCGUGGUCAGCAAAUGUCGUCGAUUGUUCAGCUGGUGGUCACGUUAAUCGGCUACCAGAGCAAAUUCCCAUGGAUGCGACACGGCUGUACCUAGAUGGGAACGAUUUGAAAACUAUUUCGAGUCACGCGUUCAUUGGUCGUAAAAAGUUAAAAGUCCUCUAUCUGAAUUCGUCAAACAUUGAAUUGGUUCAGAAUAGGUCAUUUAAUGGUUUGCGUGACCUCGAGGACUUGCAUUUACAAAAUAACAAGAUAAAAGAGUUACGCGGCUACGAGUUCGAGGGCUUAGACAAUUUGAAAUACUUGUAUCUGUAUGGCAACGAGAUAAUGACAAUAGCUAACAGGACGUUUUCGCAAUUAAAAUCGCUAAGUGUGUUGGAGUUGCAAAAUAACCGUCUGACGACCUUGGCGGUUUGGGCCCUGCCGGCAUCAAUCCAAGUGAGCCUAUCGCGGAAUCCCUGGUCUUGUGAGUGUGAUUAUCUGGAGGUUUAUCGCGAAUGGAUACUUGCUGCUAAGAAUAGAGUCGCCGAUUCAAAUCAACUGAGAUGCGUAUUUAAUGUCACGGAGUUCGAGGUUUACGGUGAUCAAGUGUUCAGGGACAACGAGUUUGGUUUUUCUGUUAUUGCAGCUGGUAAUUCAACACAAGCUACGAGUACCAGUACAAGUACAAGCACCAGUACAAGUACCAGUGACAGCCAACAGUGUACGGGUCUCAUGAACAUUGACAACGGCAUACAGAGUAAUUUAACCAAAACAAUUAUCGAGCGACAAGCACUAGAAGACUAUUUACCUCUACUAAUUUCAACAUUGGCAGCAUUUCUGAUCGUCAUGUUGCUCUGUAUGCUGAUAUUUAUAUUCCGACAGGAAUUCCGUGUCUGGUUCCACUCGCGUUUCGGGGUCAGAAUUUUCUACCGAAAUACCGAAUUCGACCGCGACGAUCGCGAUAAACUAUUCGACGCUUUCGUCAGUUAUAGUUCUAAAGACGAAGCAUUUGUCGUCGAAGAACUAGCCCCCGUUCUAGAAAUGGGCAACCCAUCUUACAAAUUGUGUCUUCACUACCGGGAUUUUCCAGUCGGUAGUUUCAUCGCGGACACGAUCGUCCAGGCCGUCGAGUCAUCAAGACGAACCAUCAUCGUCCUCUCGGAAAAUUUCAUAAAAUCCGAGUGGUGCAGAUUCGACUUCAAGUCAGCCCAUCAUCAGGUUCUUCGCGAUCGCAGACGAAGGCUGAUUCUUGUCCUAGUUGGUGACGUUCCCCAACGCGAUCUUGAUCCAGAUAUCAGGUUAUAUUUAAAAACUAACACGUAUUUACAGUGGGGCGAUAAAUUGUUUUGGGAAAAACUGAGAUUUGCUCUACCAGAUGUUCCAAAUAAUCAGAGAACAAACAAUCAGAGACGGCAACCGCCUCCCGUGCGCAGGCAACACAAUAAUCAAACAAGUGGAACCCGUACCGUUGCGGUUCAUAUUUAAUAAAUAUACUAUUUCUAUAUAUCAUUAUAUAGACCAACGACUCAUACCUUCCAUUGUCAUCAUUAUUCAUCCAAUGGAUUAUUUGUGCAAAUGUUCAGCGCGCGGUUUAUUUAAAAUAUGUAUAUAAAGUGAUUAGUCUAAAUAUCUUAACAAAUGAUUGCGCGAACUUGUAAAUAAAAUAAAAUAAAGUAAACAAUUGGAAUGAGUGUAUUGAGAAUGGAAUGUGCCAAUUGUGAAAAUAUUUUAUUCACUAUGUAAAGUCAGUGAAUUAGUUGGUAAUUAGAUAGACGGAUGUAAAUAAAAUUUAUAAUUAAAUUGUGCGAGGGUUCGCUAUCGUACUAUUUUAUUUUUUUUUAAAUCAAUUAAUUGAUUAUUAAUAAUUAUUAAUUAUUGUUAAUCAUUGAUUGUGGGCAUGUUACUUAAAAAAAAAUACGAUUGAGUCGUAGAUGCUCAUAAUCAUUAAAAAAAAAAAUUAAUUAAUUAAUAAUUGAAUUUUUAAUGUUUUAUGUAAAGUGACUGUGAAUAAUUGAGGAAAAAUUAUAUGGAUUUUAUGAAAUUAAAGUACUUAAAUGCAAAUAUUUGUGAAUAUGUAGCUUUUUUAUUGUAGUAAUUGAUUAAUUAAUUAUUAUUAUAAUUAUUAUUACUAUUGAUAUGAAAAUAAAAAAAAAACGGAUGCCAAUUGCGGUAUCUGUAGUGAUAUUUUAUAACACAUUUUAAUCAUAAAUUUGAUAAGUGCAGAGCUUGAGAUGGAACUGUAAAGUAGCAUUUAUUUUUUUAUUUAUUAUGUUUUUAUAUAAAAAUAUUAAAAUUGGGGAUUUCGUUCAAAGGAAUUGAGAUAACGUGAAAUUAAUGAUUUUAGUUAUUUUAAAAUUUAUUUAAAACUGUAUGGAAUAAAAAAUUGUGAUAUUUAUUGGAAGCUAAAUGGUUUUAUUCUGCUGGUUGUUAUUUUUGGAAAUAUAAAUUAUUUUAACGAUCAGAUGCGUCAAUUUAUUUGAACAAUGCGUAUGAAAGUUUUUUAACGAGAUCUCCAAUUGAAUACGAUAGUCCCUUUUGUGCCGAGUAAAAGUCGAGUUGUAAAAAUAGUUUAUUUAAAAUAAACGGUCCGAGGAUUGUUGUAUUCAAAAUGUAAUUAUUUCUUUAGAAAUUGCAAUUUUAAAUAUAUAUAUAUAUAAAUAUAUAUAUGUGUAUAAAAUAUUAAUCUUGCGAUA
Microplitis demolitor is the source of this 5531-nucleotide messenger RNA. RefSeq names its product toll-like receptor Tollo (gene Tollo). The record is from RefSeq and is a predicted model, not a curated record. Bases 562 to 4323 code for a protein of 1253 amino acids. Gene Ontology annotation, cellular component: extracellular matrix. Lineage: Eukaryota; Metazoa; Arthropoda; Insecta; Hymenoptera; Braconidae. The transcript has a single exon. Gene Ontology annotation, molecular function: protein binding. Gene Ontology annotation, biological process: signal transduction.